CAAGUUGAAUAGAGUCCUGUUUUGGUCCGGAGAGACCUUCACACCCUCUUCGUCCCUCAAACCGUCAAAUACAAGGUAGAGAGAGACUAGAGAGGUUUUUGUUGUCUACGAACACAAGCGACUCUCUCUCUCUCUGAAAUAGAAACAGAGAACCAGAGGCUCUUUGAUGAUUAAAAUAGGAAGUAAAAGGAAUCGUCCAUCCACGGAUUCGUUUCCUCUAUCUGCGUUUUUCAGGGCUUCGGUUUUGCAGAGGUAGAGGAGGUAGAGAGGGGUGAUUUUAGGGUUCUGUAGGCUGGUUUGGUUCAUGGGGGAAGCUUAUACAGUGGUAUGGUUCUCUGUUUCUUCUUUUUGUUUUUGUUUUUUUUUUUUUUUCAUUUAUUUCAAGGAUAAGCUGAUAAAAAGGCAAAUAAGCUUCCUUUUUUUUUUUUUUCUUUUUCUGGGGAUAACUAGAAGACGCAUUGUCUUGGUUUUUGAUGGUAUGUGGUGUUGAGUGCCAUAUUGAUUCGGUUCCUUUUUUUUUUUGUUUUAAUAGUUGAGAAUGGUUUAGAUUAUAUGGAAUAGAAGAUGGGUUCUUACGAACCUCAGAUCCUGGUUGACGAACCUUUGUGCGGGUUGCCGCCAGGUUCUGGUUGCUUGUUACCGUUAGGAAUAGCGGGGAAGGAAUUUGGAGAUUCUUUGGGUGACAUUGGUAGUGUUAGUAUGGGGUUGGUUGAUCAAUGUAGAAAUUGUGAGGGGUAUGACAAUGUCGUAUUUGAUGAACAUUCUCGCCUGGAAAUGGCGUGUCAGUUGGUUAGUUAUAAUGGGAAUGAAACAGGUUCAUCUGUUAUUGAAGGAAACUCAUGCUCAGAAAUAGCUUGCCCCAUAUCUAAUUGUAACGGAGACACCAUGAGUCCAGUGGAUGGGAUUUAUGUUUCUUCUCCACAAACUUACAGUGUUAAUAUUGUGAAUUUAAGUAUUGACCAAGAAGCAUCUAUUAUUAGAAAAGGUGGGUUAGAGGAUGGAUUUGCCCACAAGGAUUUUUCAGUAGCUGAGAAAGCACCAUGGGAUGAACUAAAUGUUGAUGAGCUCUCUAUGCAGAUUGGUAAAGAUUGUCAAUCAUCCAGCUUGGGGACUGAAAAAUGUUUUGCAGGGGAAGAAUCCAAAUGUGAUGAUGCCCCAGGAAACAUGGCAGAAAACGAAGAAAUUUCAUUGGCUUCAUCAUCCUGGACUGUUUUGUUAAAUAAACAAGCCCAACAUGGUGAGGACAAGGACACAGUGGAUGUCAAUGGCUCUAUAGACGAAGAGGUUACUGAUGCACAGAAGGUUGUGGAGGACAACUGUGAUGUUUUACCCAGGGCAUUGGGUGGCCUGAACACUCAUGUAUCUGUGGUAGAAGUGAAUACAUGCAAUUUGAAGGAGGGGUCACUUGACAUGGUUUCUGAUUGUUCCGUAAAACAUUUAGCUUCUCUGCAUUCAUGUAAACCAGCCAUAGAUAAUGUUUCUUCUCAAGGCUUGACAUUGCCAGAUCUUCAGGGAAGUGAUGCUAUUAACAGAGCUUUAACAUGUAGUAGUGUAACAGAUUGUACUAAGCAUGUGGACAAUGGUGGAGAGCAGAAUGAUAAACCUGAUUCUAUUGUUUCUAGUCCCCAAAAGGGGGACGCACUUAGCAGUUCUCUAGCACGUUUUAGCAUGAUUGGUUAUAAUGUCCAUGAAGAUAAUGCUAGACCUGAUUCUGUUUCUGUAUCCAACUGUUCUGAUACUAAGGGCCUGGUUCUUCGGAGGAGCACCCGUGUAAGCAAACUGAAUAGGAUUUAUGAGACAAGAAAGGCUGCACAACAAUGCAGGAAUACAGUCAAUGGCAUAUCCCGUUCAUGUGGAACCAUAGGGAUUUUCUUGAAGAUAGCAAGAGGGAAAAGAAGCUGUCCCUGUAAACCAGCACGUUCUUCUGUUUGGGGUGCAUUGGGAAAUAUUAUACAAGUUUUCAAGCAGAAUGAUUUGACUUUGAAGCAUGAUUUUGAUUUAAUUCAACUUCCAAAUCAUGGUUCACAAAAAACAAGAGGUUGGCAAAGGAGUAAGAGGCAGAAGAAGGCUAGGGCAGGUAGAAAUUCAUGUGUUUCCAGAGGAAAAUGCCGUACUUCAACUAGCCAUGUUCAUUUAAAGGUUAAAAUGGGGGAAGAGGUUGGCCAAAGAAAUCUACAGGCUAUGCUACCCGAGAUGGUAGUUCCUCCAGCAUCAGUUCAAAUUAUUGUCUCUGAAUGUCUGCCAGAUUUUGACCCAAGAGUUGAUCUAGGUGGCUCCAAAGCAGCUAAUAUGGUCCAAAUGGAACAUAAACUGAGGCAAAAUGUGCCUAGUCUUAGACAGUUCCAAUGUCCCAGUGAAAGCCUGGAAAAGUCAAUUGGUCCUGUUGAUAUUUGUGUACUGGAUGCUCACUUUGCAGAUAAGGAUCUGGAGAGCACUGUAACACAAGAUAUAUCUGUUGGGAAUAAUGUUGGCACUGGUCAUGGGGUUUCUUCUCAAAUGGUGGGUGAAACAAUUAAGAAUGGGUACUUGGAUGUGGGGACAUCUCCUGAUUCAGAAGUGACCAACCGGAUUCAUGAUGCCCAUGUUAGCUCAGGAGUUCAAGAAGACGUACAUGCCGUAGUUUCAACUUCUUCCCAAGAUGUUGCCAUCCCAACAGAUGUUACCGUUUCCAAUAUUCUUGUCAUAAACACAAAAAGGGGCAAAAAAAAUAUAAAGAUUAAAGGAGACUCACAUUCACAAUCAGGAUAUUGUGCAGAGGAAGGGACAUUGCUUGGCCGAGCAAAAAAGAACAAGAACAGAAAACCAUUAAAACGUAAACCCAGGCAGACAAUGGGACAGAACCUUGACUCUGGUGGGAUCUCUGCUUUGGAAACUGGAGAAAAUGCUUCCAGUAACAGUUCAAGCAUUGGGGAGUGUGCUACAGAAUCGUUGCUUUUGGUGGGAGGGGUUGAACCAGGGAUUUACCAAGAAACUUUCUCAGUGGAAACUGGUAUAGAUAUUUGUCCAUCUUCAGGGCAAGAUGUUGGUAAUAAACCAUCUGAAUCAUUGACUUCUGAGGGAUCUCUAUCUGCUGCUAAAACUAAAGGGCGUAAGCUUUCUAAAAUGUUCAUGCCCAAUGUUGGAGCGAGCAAAAGUAGGUCACAUGUCCCUGCUUCAUCAAGGCGUAGGAAAGUAAAUAAUCAUGAACAGAAAGGUGCACCCAAAUGUAGCAAGCGCAAGGCAAAGGAAAAGGGUCCUUUGGUUGACAAAAGUGAAAUUCAGCGACAAUCUGGUACAGUCAUGGACCUUUCUUCAGGAACGAGAAAAGAUUCAGCAUGUAGUGGAGCAGCUGAUUUAAGCAAAAUUAAUGAAGGAAAUGACAGAAGUGAUUUAGGAAGAAUCAAAAUAGACGACAAUAUGGCACCAGAGGACAUAUCUAGUUCUUCCAUGGUGUCCAUUGGGCUCGAGGAGCAGAAAGUACCACCACGGAGUGCAUGGGUGCGGUGUGAUGAUUGCUACAAAUGGCGGUGUAUACCAGCUGCACUUGCAGAUGAAAUAGAAGAAACAAAUUGUAGAUGGACUUGCAAAGACAAUGCAGACAAGUCAUUUGCAGAUUGUUCAGUUCCUCAAGAAAAGUCAAAUGCGGAGAUUAAUGCAGAGCUGGAAAUAUCAGAUGCCUCCUGUGAGGAAGAUGCUUAUGAUGCACACUCAAAUCCCAAGGGUUUUGAAUGCAGGCAAUUAAUAGCUCCUCAACAGGCAUCGUGGGCGCUUAUCAAGUCAAAUUUGUUUCUGCACCGCAGCCGUAAAUCCCAGACCAUUGAUGAGAUAAUGGUUUGCCACUGCAAGCCACCUCCAGAUGGUAAUUUGGGUUGUGGAGAUGAAUGUUUGAACCGGAUGCUCAACAUUGAAUGUGUUCAAGGGACCUGCCCAUGUGGAGACCAGUGUUCAAAUCAACAGUUCCAGAAACAAAAGUAUGCGAAAUUUAAGUGGUUUCGCUGUGGCAAAAAAGGAUAUGGGCUUCAGUUGCUGGAAAAUGUUUAUCAGGGGCAAUUUCUUAUAGAAUAUGUAGGAGAGGUGCUUGAUUUGCAUGCUUUUGAAGCAAGACAGAGAGAGUAUGCUUCUAUGGGUCAAAAACAUUUUUACUUCAUGACAUUGAAUGGCAGUGAGGUCAUAGAUGCAUGUGCUAAGGGAAAUUUGGGGCGUUUCAUCAACCACAGUUGUGAUCCUAACUGCCGCACAGAAAAGUGGAUGGUGAAUGGAGAAGUUUGUAUUGGACUCUUUGCUUUGAGGGAUAUUAAGAAGGGUGAAGAAAUAACAUUCGACUACAAUUAUGUACGUGUAUUUGGGGCUGCUGCGAAAAAAUGUUAUUGUGGUGCUUCUGACUGCCAGGGUUAUAUUGGUGGUGAUCCAUCAAAUACAGAUCUAAUUGUUCAGGGUGAUUCAGAUGAAGAAUAUCCAGAACCUAUAAUGAUUGAUGAACAUGGUUAUAACACUGACGACAAUGAUGAGAUAGGUUCUUCUACUAUUAACAGAGAUAGUGAAGCAGUACAAAAUGCAGAGGUUUCUCUGAAAACUAGAGAUACACUUAAUCGAGCUGCAUCUCCCAUUGGACAGUUGGAGCUUUCUUUAGAUAACAAGAACACUACUGGCAAAUCUUCCUCUGCUGUUCAAUCUUCAAAAGUUUCUUUGGCAAUGGAAGACAAUACAGGGAAGUUCUUAUCUACUGUCAGACCAUUAGAAGUCUCCUUACAAACAAAGAGCACCAUGGACAAAUCUUCAUCUCCUGUUCAAUUGUUAGAGGUUUCUUUAGAAAAAGGAGAGGCAAUGAACAAAUCAGCAUGUUCUCAAACAUUAGACACAUGUUAUUCAGCUGCAAGCACAGAAAAGAAAUUUAUUCCUGAUUCUAUUGAUGAUAACAAGUCCAGAUGUGAUGCAGUUGAAUAUAAGAGAAACUUGUCAAAGUUACAUCCCAUGAAAUCAUCUCGACCAUCUAGUUCAAUCAAGAACAAGAAUAAUGCUUCUCCUAUGAUCACUACCAAACCUCAAGUGGUGGGCAACAAACCUAAAAAGUUGCUGGGAACUGCUACAAGUGGUCGUUUCGAAGGGGUUGAAGAGAAACUUAAUGAGUUGCUUGAUGCUGAAGGUGGAAUAAGUAAACGCAAAGAUGCCACUAAAGGCUACUUGAAGCUUUUAUUUGUAACUGCAGCUGCUGGAGAUAGCAGUAAUGGUGAAGCAUUUCAGAGUACUCGAGAUCUUUCAAUGAUUCUUGAUGCUCUCUUGAAAACAAAAUCAAGGACAGUUUUGACUGAUAUAAUCAACAAAAAUGGUUUGCAGAUGUUACACAACAUAAUGAAGCAGAACCGAAAGGACUUCAGCAAAAUUCCUAUUCUCCGAAAGCUUCUCAAGGUGUUGGAAUAUCUUGCACUAAGGGAAAUUCUUUCCUUGGAACACAUCAAUAGGGAUCCUCCCCAUCCUGGAAUGGAAAGCUUCAAGGAUUCCAUGCUUGACCUGACAAAGCACAAUGAUGUUCAGGUACAUCAAAUUGCACGAAACUUCCGAGAUAGAUGGAUUCCUCGUUCCUUGAGGAGAGUUAGCUAUACAGACAGGGAUGACAGCAAAUUAGAAUUACAAAGUGGCUCAAAUUCCAUUUGGCUUUCUUCAUCACAUAAACGCUGGAAUGAUCAAGGUGUAAGACCCACAGAAGCAAUCAAUUGUGUCGCUCAAACAAUGCUUUCUACAACUUCAUUUGAUGCUGAUGGCCAAGUGGACAGAUUUGUUUCAUAUGUCAGCAAUGCUUGCCCACCAAAUGGGAGAACAACACGUAAGCGUAAAAGUCGCUGGGAUCAGCCUACAGAGACAAGCCUGGAUCUGAAGCCACCUCAUUCAAUUGAAGAACAAAAAGUAGAACUGAAUUUAAAACAGAAACUUGAACCUAGUUCACUGAAGGCUCAGAGUUGUGAGGUUGUGCAAGAUCAAACAAUGGAUGUUGACAAAGAUGAGGGGAAUCUCCAAGGUUGUGAUCUUGUUGGGCAAGAUGAAGCUUCUACAACUGCUGAUACCAGUCACAUCCAAGAAGAUGCACCUCCUGGAUUUGCUUCUGUUAAGAGCCCUCCAGUUCGAUCCAAUGCUUUUGCAGCCACUACUGCUAACCUUUUGUCAGAUGUUGAUCAUUCAGGUUUUUCUUGUGAAGUGAUAAUGGGGACUGCACAGAGAAGGUAUCUUUCUCAUUUGCCUGUGUCGUAUGGAAUUCCGUUGUCUUUUGUGAAGCAGUUGGGGACACUACAGGCAGAAUCUGUGGACUGUUGGAAAAUAGCACCAGGCAUUCCUUUUCAUCCUUUUCCACCAUUACCUCCAUUUCCACGGGCCAGAGGCAACUCUUUGUCCCCUGCAUCUAUUGCCAACCCAAUGACAAGGAACGCACAUGAAGAAGAAUUCAAACUGAGCAGUCAUCAUGGUCACCACUUAGAUCCAAGCAUUCCAAGCACAUCAGGGGAAAGACCACCAGAUGUGGCAGUUAGUGGGGCAAACAACCAGGAGAUGAUUAAGCAAGUAAGAUGUUCAUCAAAUGGUUUGGGAAAGAGGUAUUUCAGGCAGCAAAAGUUGAAUAAACAUGGCCCUCCAAGGCUCUGGAAAAAGAUUCCUUGGGGAGUUAAGGGCAACAACUCAAGAAAUGGGGUACACAGUGUAGCUGUAGGACAUGUAGCAAAUGAGUUCAGGGGUGUGGGUUCAGAUGGUGUAAAUGGUGGUGGUGAUAAUUAUGGCUCUGCUUUUUCUCAACAUUCACAACGUCCAUAUCAGCAUUGAUUUAAACAACUGGUGUGAGGAGCCACCGGUUUUUCCCUUAUUUCUUAUCCAUGUAUUUCUAAUUCUUUUGUUAUACAGGUUUCAUGAUUGAUGAAGGUUUAUUAUUUGAUUCCAGUCCAUGAUGAUUCAACUUCCAUCUAACAGCUGAUUCCUAAAGUUACUGAGUUGAUCCUACCAUGGUAUUUGAUCCAUCCACCAACCACCUCAAAGAGGCAGGUAUUCUUUUGAUGUAUGUUACUUUAAGAAAACAAAAGAUACCUCAGGUGAUAGAAGUUGUUUGAAGUGAAACGUUAUCUUCAUUCAUCAAAAAAAGUAAAACGUUAUCUUCAUUUUUCAAACUCUUUUCGGGAUUAUUUUCUUUCUCCUUUUGUUUAAUUAGUGGCACAAAAUAGGCUUCGUCAUCCUUACCUUUGAAUUGUUCAAUGCCUGAUGCCGGUAUAGUAGUGAACUAGCUAAUUUGACUUGUUGCUGUACAUAAUCUGUAUAAAUCAAGAAGUUUUCUUUUAUUCCAUUUUUCUUGUUAAAUUCCAAGAUUUGCCUGAUGAGGGGUGUAUGGAAAUUUGUGUGACAAUGUAUAUUCAACUUUUAUGUUUUC
This is a messenger RNA of Nelumbo nucifera (sacred lotus), 7378 nucleotides long. Lineage: Eukaryota; Viridiplantae; Streptophyta; Magnoliopsida; Proteales; Nelumbonaceae. The record is from RefSeq and is a predicted model, not a curated record.